CUACAUAAAUCACGUGACAACCAAACAUUUCGAACUUUCGUUGUCGCAACUCUCUCUCUAUAUUGCUCUGGUAUACAUUUAGUAGCUUUUAAAUUCAAAUCAUAGCAGCAAGGAGGACAUGAUCGCGCGAUAUCCGCCUUUGAUCUCGUAGCUGUCAGUCUUGAAUGCGCUUGUUAUUUCACACGUGCAGGAUCACGUGGUCUCUGACAGUGACACACACCUCCAGGUCACCUCUCUGUAGUGCAGCAAUGCUGCUCCAUUCAUUCAAAGAACCGAGGCACGUUUGAGAGGAAAGAUGCAGACAAAGAUGUUCUUCUAUGGUUUGUUUGCAGUUUCAGCAUUUCUAUGGCACGUUGUGUCUGGUCCAGACAGUGUCUCAGUGUCAGCGAUGGAGAGAGAUUCAGUCACUCUACACACUGAUGUUAAAAUAAACCAACAAGAAAAGAUUCAUUGGUAUUUUAAUGGCAUUCGUGUAGCUCAACUCAAUGGAGAUCAGAGUUAUAUCUGUACAGAUGUUCAGUGUAAUGAAGGUACUGAGAGAUUCAGAGACAGACUGAAGCUGGAUCAUCAGACUGGAUCUCUGACCAUCAUGAACAUCAGAACCACAGACUCUGGAGUUUAUAAACUACUGAUACUACGAAGUAGCAGUGACAGUGAAACGAUCUUCAGUGUUACUGUCAUUGGUGUUUCAGCUGCUGAACGAGGUGAAAUAUGUGUGAAGGAGGGAGGAAAUGUCACUCUAGAUCCUGGUGUAAUAAAAAACCCAAUCGAUUUGAUGACAUGGUAUUUUCAUGACACUUGCAUCGCUCAAAUCACUGGAGAUCAGAGUAAGAUCUGUACAGAUGAUCAGUGUGAUGUGAGAUUCAGAGGCAGACUGGAGGUGAAUCAAACUGGAUCUCUGACCAUCACAAACAUCAGAACCACAGACUCUGGACUUUAUCAUCUACAGAUCCACAGCCGCAGAUUCAGCAUCACUAGGAGCUUCAGAGUUACUGUCACUGGUUGUGUACCAUUUGUGAUCAUUGGGUGCGCAGUGCAAGGAAUGGACUAUAAAGAUGCUUGUGCACCAAAUUCAGGUCUGUAUUCAGGAAUACGCGUCACUGUUUUCCGUGGCUCUGUCAGCUGCUGUGAUUUGAUGCAGGAGAUUUACAAAGGGAGACCAGGUGAAAAAUAAGCUCGGGCAUCUGUCAAAAGUCCAAGGAUGAGUGAAUCAUUGUUUCCUUACAAACAGGAAAGCAUCACAAGACCCGACAGGAUCAUGUAUCUGCAAAAUAAUUCCCAUCGCCGCAAAUCAGCUGCAAACUUCAGCUUGUGUUGUUCAGCUUUAACCUGGAAUAAUAUUCACAUUUAUCAUUUAGCAUGCUUAUUAUAAUAAGUGCCUUGGUUUCUGGUUAUGGAUUAGUGAAGUGCUUGUGGAAGUGAUGUGUUUUCAGCUGAUUCUUGAAGGUAGAGAUGUUCUCAUCAGAUCAGAUGAAGGCUGAAUGUUUCUGGAGUGAAGCUUCUGAGGGAACCGCUAGGUGGCACUUAUUCAUAUUAAACUUUCUCUAUACAUUUAUUCAGUUCAACAAUAACCUAAUAUUACAAUUCAGUUAUCUUGAUAAAUUCAUAGAACAAAUGCUUUGUGACAAUUUAAUGGAAACACUCAAUCCUUCAUUAAUCUUGAGUUUACACAGAUCUAAAAGUGUAACAAACCUUUAAAACAAACUUACCAUGAGUUCUCAGGACAGUCAUUAUUUAAUUUCCAAAAUCUAUUAAUGGAUAAAUUUUAUGUGAAGAAGAUCUGCACUACUCUUAUUGUACUGUCAGUUUUUACUUGAUUUGUCAUGCACAUCAUCAAUGUACUGUAUUUGCACAUUAUAAUGUGAAAAGUGAAAAAUAAUUAAUAUGCAUUGUUUUGCUUCAAAACAAACUUUGUAUGACUGUGAUUCUGCACAGAACCUGUGAGAUUGGUUCAAAAGAACUAAUUUGAAAACUUUAAGGUGAAACUGAAUGGGGAAAAUACUUCCAUAUUUUAUUAAUCUGAUUGUCACUUUUGCAUUUUUUUCAUGUCUGCAUGUUUGUAUAAGUUGCU
Molecule: messenger RNA, 2071 nt
Organism: Cyprinus carpio (common carp)
Lineage: Eukaryota; Metazoa; Chordata; Actinopteri; Cypriniformes; Cyprinidae
Exons: 6
Coding region: 296-1174 (292 amino acids)
Source: RefSeq, a predicted model, not a curated record